AUGAUGAUACUCAUGUUAUCAACCGGCUUAUUCGCAUUACCAGCCUCACAAGAAUUCAAAAAUGAGACAUGCACAGAAAACGGAGUCACCGUAAAUGUGAUGAAUUCCGAAAAGAUCGAAGUAUGCACCGAAUCGUACUGUACGCGAAGAGACAGUCCAACAAUUGAAAACGUGACAGAUGUAUGGCUACCGCCGACUAUAAAACGUCUAGCACACGAACUCCGCAUCAAACGACUACAAGGAAAUACGAUAACAAUUAGCACUAUUCGCUGCCCAGCGGUCAGCUUCUGCAAAACAAUCGACUGUACAUGGUGCAUGGCAAACAUUGCGAACCCAGAAUGCCAUCCGCUAUUUGCCAUCACUGGAGCAAUCGUACUACUCUACCUCCUUUUAACGAUGAUUUAUGUCGUCAGCAGUGUUCCUAUACGACUAGGACAAGCCACAAAUAUGACUUCUGAGACAUCUUUCUCAUAUACGAUCCCUACGAAUCUCAACGCGUACCAACUCGAACGCCGAAGUCUUAAGAUCAAGGAAAUCUUCACCAAUGUUGUUAAAACUGUACGCCAACUCCAAGAAGAAGCAGAGAGAGCUGACAAAAUCAUAACAACAACAACGAUGACAGAACGCGAGAUGGUGGCGUCGACCCGAGAUGUGACGAAACUGUACAGAAUGGCUCAAAAAGGGUUCGAUCGACUAUUGGAUCAAACCGUCAGACUAACGAAUGUCUUCCACCAAUAUUUGGAUGCAAAUCAAAAAGUUCGCGACCUUAUUGAUUUAGCCGUAGUCGAUGCGCUUGACGUGGCAGUAAGAAUGGAUCAAACAGGAGCUGCCGAACGAGAUAUCUCCGAUCAAUACCGAGCGAUCACGAACCGCACAAAAGUACUGAUGGAUCAACUUCGAGAAGUUAUUCAACAAAGCAGAGAACGACAACUCGAGAAGAAUGAACAAGAAUUGCGACAAUGGCAUCGAUUCAUUGUAAGAGCAGAAAUCGGAGUCCAAGAAAUACUCACAACGACGCAAGAAACAUGGAAAUCGACCAAACAAAUGUUUACGACAACGUAUGAUCAUACAAACCAAACGUUGCGUGCGCUGCUUAAAAUACGACGAUCACGACAAGAGAUGCAACAAGACCUGCUACUAUUGCUCAAAGAUCCGAGGGGAAGAUCCAACAACCCACCAUACGUCACUGUGCCCGAAUCUAACAAACCGAUACCCAGACGAAUCGUAGAAUUGUUGUGA
Caenorhabditis bovis is the source of this 1239-nucleotide messenger RNA. NCBI's taxonomy places the organism in Eukaryota, Metazoa, Nematoda, Chromadorea, Rhabditida, Rhabditidae. The record is from the annotation of a GenBank genome assembly.